Molecule: messenger RNA, 1642 nt
Organism: Fragaria vesca subsp. vesca
Lineage: Eukaryota; Viridiplantae; Streptophyta; Magnoliopsida; Rosales; Rosaceae
Exons: 3
Coding region: 502-1374 (290 amino acids)
Molecular function (GO): metal ion binding
Source: RefSeq, a predicted model, not a curated record
UAAAGACCAUCUGAUCAUCUGGGUAACUGCAAAAGAUGCAUCAAAAGCCAAGAAAGGUUGAGUAAAGCCACAAGAGGACCCUCACACCACAUUUCCCCUUGGUACAAAAGUAAUGAUCAUCAAUCAAUCUGGUCACUUAUCCACGAGCAUAUUUAACUUGGAUUGAUGAUAUCUGCCUAUCUGGAACUGUAAAUUUUGUCAUUAUGAUAUUUCAGUUUUCACCUACAAAUUCAAACCAAUGUUCGAGUGUGAGUGUGUGAAUGAUUGCCUGCAAUCACUUCUAGUUAAGCUUCUUCAGUUAUAGGUUGCUGAUGUGUUGGAGUUGUAGUGGUUCAUUAGGUGUGAAGGUGAUGUGGCAUCCACACCAGAUGCCUUUGCUUUUCUUCCACCUUUUAGAGCUUACUCUCUAUAUUCCUUCCUCCUUAAACCUCAGCUUACACAACACUCUAAGCUACUUUCAUUUCCUUCCUCAACUCUCUCUCUCUUUCUCUCUUCUCUCACAUGGCAACAAAACCAGCUGAAGAACCUCCUGGAUCCUUGAAAUACCAGACAUGGGUGUUAAAAGUCUCAAUUCAUUGUGAAGGCUGCAAAAAGAAAGUCAAGAAAGUUCUUCAAAGCAUUGAAGGGGUUUACACUAUUACGAUUGAUUCUCAGCUGCACAAGGUCACAGUGACUGGCAACGUGGAGGCAGAGACCUUGCUCAAGAAGCUAUUGAGGUCAAACAAGCACGCUGAGCUUUGGCCAGAACCUAAGAAGGGGAAAAAGUCCAAGAAGAACAAACAGAAUGGUGAAGCAGAUGGUGAGAAUGGUGAUGAAGCGAAAAACUCUACUGAGAAAAACCAACAAGCUGAUGAAAAUGGUGGUGAUGAUGCUGAUGAUGAUGAGGGUGAGUCGGACAAAGAGGGUGGCAAUCAAAGCAAUGAAGCUGGUGGAGAACAAAGUGUUGGUGCUGCUGGUGGUGGUGGUGGUGCCAAAAAGAAGAAAAAGAAAAAGAAGAAGAAAGGGCUAAAUGGGAAUCCUCCAAAUGGCGGCACAGGCAACCCCGGUGAGCAUCACGGUGAUGCUCAUCCGGCUGGUGCUAAUGGGCCGCCGAUGGUUGGUCCAGACAUGUCUCACCCAAUGGCUGCCAUGAAUCACGGCCCACCGAUCCAACAUAUGUACCCGGGUCCAUACCCGCCACCAAUGUAUUAUCAGCCUCCUCCGGCCGCAUACGGGUUACGUUACAGUACGACGUAUCCAAGCACAAGUGCUUCAUAUUUUACCCCUGCUAUGCAUGAUAACACGUACUAUCAGCCGGACAUCUACUUGCCGUUUGAUCCUGUCGAUUCACAUACAGACGAUGAUGAUGAAACAAGCGGCUGCUACAUUAUGUGAAAAUGUUCUGCAAUAUUAAGACUAUCUUUAGUGUGUUCUGGGGAAAGGGGAGGCUUAACUUUGGUACAAUGUACUGGUUAAGAUAUGAAAUGGUUGAGCUUAGUGUAAUUAGGCUUAGGGGGAGAAAUAAAAAGGGCUUGUAAUGGGUUUGGUCUUCUAUGUGUUAGUGUUUGGCUGCUUGUGCACUCUGUGUUUGACUAGCCAAUAGAAAAUAGCCUUGUAAUGUAUUUUGCUAUUUGUAGGACCUAAAAAAUCUUCUUCUGCUCUC